AUGAGGAUUUCGGAAAAGCUACAGAAUCAUAGGUCUAAAUCGACCAAACCAACCUUUUCGUUUGAGUACUUUGUGCCUAAGACGACUCAAGGUGUCCAAAAUCUUUACGAUAGAAUGGACAGAAUGUAUCAAUCAACUUUACCACAGUUUAUUGAUGUUACAUGGAAUGCUGGUGGUGGUGUCCUUUCGCAAUUAACGACCGAUUUAGUGGAAACAUCACAAUCUGUCCUCGGAUUGGAGACUUGUAUGCAUCUCACAUGCACGAACAUGCCGGUUUCACAGAUCGAUGAUGCUCUUGAAAGCGCACGUCUAUCAGGUUGUCAAAAUAUCUUGGCACUUAGGGGUGAUCCACCAGUUAAUUCGGAUUCUUGGCAACCGGUCGAAGGUGGAUUUCAAUAUGCUAAAGAUCUAGUCAGAUACAUCAGAGAUAAAUAUGGUGAUUAUUUUGAUAUCGGUGUGGCAGGAUAUCCAGAAGGUCACCCAGAGACUGCAGGUGAUGAUGAAACUUUAUUGGAUCACUUAAAGGAAAAAGUUGAUGCUGGUGCCAAUUUCAUUAUUACCCAAAUGUUCUACGAUGCAGAUCUCUUCAUCAAAUGGUGUCAACGUGUUAGAGCCAAGGGUGUUGAUGUUCCAUUGAUUCCAGGAAUUAUGCCUAUCACUACGUAUGCAGCUUUUUUGAGAAGAGCUAAUUGGUGUGACGUUCACAUUCCACAAGAAUAUUUUGAUAGACUAGAUCCAAUCAAGGACGACGAUCAAUUGGUUCGUGAAGUGGGGACAGAUUUAAUAGUCUCACUUUGUCAAAAAUUGUUAGAUAGUGGAUAUGUGUCUCAUCUACACAUUUACACCAUGAACUUGGAAAAAGCGCCACAGAUGAUUUUGGAUCGUAUGGAAUUAUUGCCAAGCCAUGAUGAGCCAUUGGACAAUCAUUUAGCCAUUCUGCCAUGGCGUAAAUCAUUAAAUCCUCAAAGACGUAACGAAGAAGUCAGACCUAUCUUUUGGCAAAGAAGACCUUAUUCGUAUGUCGCUAGAACCUCUCAAUGGUCCGUUGAUGAAUUUCCCAACGGUAGAUUUGGUGAUUCAUCUUCGCCUGCAUUUGGUGAUUUAGAUCUGUGUGGUGCAUCCUUAAUCCGUCAAUCAGGUAAAAAAUCAUUGGAAUUAUGGUCUGCGCCAAACUCCAUGGAAGAUAUUGCUCAGUUGGUUAUUAACUACUUGCGUGGUGAAUUGAAAUAUCUACCAUGGAGUGACACUUCGUUAAACCAUGAAGUUGAUGAUAUUCUACCUGAGUUGGUCACUUUGAAUCAAAAAUUGAUUAUUACCAUUAAUUCACAACCACAGUUGAACGGUGUCAAAUCUAGUCACCCUGUACAUGGCUGGGGUCCUCGUGAUGGUUACGUUUACCAGAAGAUGUAUUUGGAAUUCUUAUUACCUAAGGAAAAAUUGUCCAAAUUACACGAUUGUCUGGUAAACGAUGUUAUGCUCACUUAUUUUGCGGUGGAUCACAAUGGUAAUUUAACUACAAACCAUCAAGAUGGUACAAGGGCUAAUGCGGUAACUUGGGGUAUUUUCCCAGGUCGUGAAGUACUACAGCCAACAAUCGUGGAAAAAGUUUCAUUCUUGGCAUGGAAACAAGAAUUUUAUCACAUCUGUGAGGAGUGGAAGUUAAAUUUCAUCAAUCACCGCUGUGAUCAAAGCGUUAAACUUUUGCAACAUCUAAUUGACGAUUACGUCUUGGUGAAUAUUGUUGAUAAUGAUUUCAUUUCACCAGAGAAUAGGAUUUUCAACCUCCUAUCAAGCAUUUAA
Zygosaccharomyces rouxii is the source of this 1800-nucleotide messenger RNA. It is a transcript of the gene MET13, whose product is annotated as methylenetetrahydrofolate reductase (NAD(P)H) MET13. The record is from RefSeq and is a predicted model, not a curated record. Gene Ontology annotation, molecular function: FAD binding; methylenetetrahydrofolate reductase [NAD(P)H] activity. The coding region runs from base 1 to 1800 and encodes 599 amino acids. NCBI's taxonomy places the organism in Eukaryota, Fungi, Ascomycota, Saccharomycetes, Saccharomycetales, Saccharomycetaceae. The transcript has a single exon. Gene Ontology annotation, biological process: tetrahydrofolate interconversion. Gene Ontology annotation, cellular component: cytosol.